Molecule: messenger RNA, 2100 nt
Organism: Pisolithus orientalis
Lineage: Eukaryota; Fungi; Basidiomycota; Agaricomycetes; Boletales; Pisolithaceae
Product: Sec1-like protein
Exons: 9
Coding region: 1-2100 (699 amino acids)
Biological process (GO): endoplasmic reticulum to Golgi vesicle-mediated transport; intracellular protein transport
Cellular component (GO): Golgi membrane; cytosol
Molecular function (GO): syntaxin binding
Source: RefSeq, a predicted model, not a curated record
AUGGUCACUCCUGCUUUCAAAAAUGCAACAACAAUUGCGACGCUACAAGAAGCGCAGACGGAGGCAUUGCUCUCCCUCCUCAAUCUAAAUAAUCCGCUUGAACAGGGCGCGGCUCCACCUGGCCCCGUCGCAACCAAAUCUACACCAGCAGCUACCUCGAAACUCUCAACUUCGAGCGCCCCUCUUGUAUGGAAGGUUUUAGUUCUAGAUCAGCAGACGAAGGACGUAUUUGCCACUGUCCUCCGUGUACAGGAUCUCCGAGACGUCGGCGUGACAUUACACGUUCAACUGCAUUCUACACGUCCCCCGCUGCGCGACGUACCUGCUGUAUAUUUCGUCUCCCCGACCUUAGCCAACAUUCGCCGGAUAGCUGAGGACUUGGAUAAAUGUCUGUAUGAGUCAUUCCAUCUCAACUUCGUCGAGCCUUUGCCAAGAGCACUGCUGGAAGAGCUUGCGGCUUCUGCUGCCAGUGCGAGCACCGGAGAAUUAGUGGAACAGGUUAUUGAUCAGUAUCUUUCGUUCAUCGCUCCUUCACCCUCAUUAUUUUCCUUACUUUCACCGCUCCCCGUCCUGCUGCCUGGGUCUUCACAACCCAGUCGCCAUUACUCUUACCAACUCCUCAAUUCUCCCUCCUCGUCUGAGCAGCAAAUCGAGGACGAAGUUGAACGCAUAGCAAAUGGCCUGUUUAGUGCGGUUGUCACAGCAGGGCAUGUGCCCAUCAUCCGCGCUCCGAGAGGGAAUGCGGCAGAAAUGGUGGCAAAGAAACUUGAGCAGAAGAUACGAGACGCGCUGCUCACCUCUUCGCGCACACAUGGAACGACCACCCUAUUCUCUCAAGACUCUUCCGGGCUCUCCAGCCUACAGCGACCUUUAUUACUCAUUCUCGAUAGGAACGUCGAUCUAGUGCCUAUGAUUUCACAUGGCUGGACGUACCAAGCGCUUGUGUCCGACUGUCUGGAUAUGAAGCUUAACCGCGUUGUGGUGACGCAGCCCCAGAAGCGAGUGUAUGAUCUCGAUUCAAAGGACUUUUUCUGGGCUAGGAACGCUGCAAAUCCGUUCCCUCAGGUCGCGGAGGAGAUUGAUGCGGAGCUGAACAAGUACAAGCAAGACGCUGCAGAGAUCACGCGGUCAACGGGUGUUAGUGACGUGAACGAUAUUUCUCAACUGGAUUUAACAUCGAACGCUGCCCACUUGAAGACCGCAAUCACUCAACUUCCCGAAUUAACGGCACGCAAAGCGACGCUAGAUACCCAUAUGAACAUUGCCACGGCAUUGCUUGAACAAAUCAAGAAGCGUGGUUUGGACGAACUGUUCAGCACCGAAGAAGCCAUCAAUAAACAGACUGUUGCAUCGAUCUUAGAAACACUGCGUGCGCCUAGACCGGACGGGCUGUUCACGCCUGAAGACGAGCUGCGUCUUGUUCUGGUCUUUUAUCUUUCUUCGCCCGACCACGCCAUAUCCAAGGAUGACAUCGCCGAACUCGAAAAAGAGCUCAAAAGCGUCGGUGUAGACGUUGCGGCGUUUGAGUAUGUCCGUCGCAUGCGGGACGUUUCCCGAAUGACGGUGAGUGCGGUUGUGGGGGGAACGUCGACACCGGUACUUGGCGGUGGGCAGGGCGAACUAUUUCGGGGAUUUACAGCACUCGGCAACAGAUUGACAGACCGGCUGAAAGAGGGUGGCCUUGAAAACCUUAUCUCGGGAGUAAAAAAUUUCCUCCCCGCGAAUAAGCUGCUUCCGGUCACACGCCUUACCGAAGCACUCAUGGAUCCUUCUGCCGCAUCCAACCAGUCCUUAACCGAGACAGACGAUUAUGUUUUUCUUGACCCCCGUGGACCUCGACACGCUCAGACAGGUAUGGGCGCCACUGCUGUUACAGGUGGGCCUUCUACUGGAGGUGCGUCGGGACACGGGCGGGCCAGGCGGAUGGCUUUCGCCGAAGGUAUGGUGUUCGUUGUGGGAGGAGCGAGUUAUGUCGAGUACGGAAACCUCGAAGAAUGGGCCGGGAAGACGGGUAAGCGGUUGACGUACGGUGGAACUGAGAUUGUCGAUCCACAAGGGUUCGUUGGUCUCCUUGGAACUUUGGGCAAGGCAAGUACAUGA